AUUAAAAAGAAAUAAUAAAGUCGAUUUACGUCUCUCACGGUAACUCUGUCGUUUUCCUCACACUCUCAGAGACAGAGGAGAGAGAGAGAGAGAGAAGCAGAGGUCUCAUGGCGAAGCAGCUUCUUUCCCAGCUUCCUCUCCACAGUCACUACUUCCUCCACUACGGUGCCGUUUUGUAGCUUCUCCACGACAAAAUGCCGCAACCACAUUCCUCCAGUCUCUCACCGACACUUUCAUAGAUUCUACAGAAGAAGAUAAUAUUAGUUAAGGGGCUUGUCAAUGGAGCAUUACGAGGUUCUUGAGCAGAUUGGGAAAGGGUCCUUUGGCUCAGCUCUUCUUGUGAGGCAUAAGCAUGAGAAGAAACUGUAUGUUUUGAAGAAAAUCAGGUUGGCUAGGCAGACUGGUAGAACAAGAAGAUCUGCUCAUCAAGAGAUGGAACUAAUCUCAAAGAUACGAAACCCAUUUAUCGUGGAAUAUAAAGACUCUUGGGUUGAAAAAGGCUGCUAUGUGUGCAUUGUUAUAGGCUAUUGCAAAGGCGGUGACAUGGCCGAAGCAAUAAAGAAAGCCAACGGAGUAGAAUUCUCUGAAGAGAAACUCUGCAGGUGGCUGGUACAACUCUUGAUGGCUCUUGAGUACUUGCACGCCAGUCACAUUCUCCAUCGUGAUGUCAAGUGUUCAAACAUAUUCUUGACAAAGGAUCAAGAUAUACGUCUAGGUGACUUUGGACUUGCCAAGAUCUUGACAUCAGACGACCUUGCUUCUUCAGUGGUUGGAACGCCAAGCUACAUGUGCCCUGAGCUACUUGCUGAUAUUCCCUACGGAUCAAAGUCUGAUAUUUGGUCGUUAGGAUGUUGUAUGUAUGAGAUGACGGCUCUGAAACCAGCAUUCAAAGCCUUUGACAUGCAAGGGCUGAUCAACAGGAUAAACAGAUCCAUCGUUGCUCCACUUCCUGUGCAAUAUUCUAUUGGCUUUCGAGGUUUGGUUAAAAGCAUGCUCAGGAAGAAUCCAGAACUCAGACCAAGCGCUUCUGAUCUUCUCAGACACCCACUGCUUCAGCCCUACGUUGAAAAGGUUCUUCUCAAGGUGAGCUACCGAGGACAAGGUGAGUUACCAGAGUCUGAAUCCGCAAGGAGAAGAAGCUAUCCUGAGCAGAGAAGGCGUCCUUCUGGCAAAUGCAAGAGCUAUGGUCCAAGCAGGUUCGAGGUUGACCAGGAGGAUUCUGUUUCUUCUGUUAAACCCCUGCACACGUAUUUGAACAGGCGCAAACCAGUGGAUUUGUCUACCAAGGUUGUUCGUAGACCAGCUGUUUCCAAAACGUCAGGGGUUUCUUACAGUUCAAAACAUGUGCCAGUGAGAUCAAGCCAGCCUAAGAGUGGUGGUCUGAAACCAGCUGCAACUACUCGUAGGGCCUCCUUGCCCGUCUCACAAAAACCUACAAAAGGAACAAAAGACACUCUGUACACUCCAACCAUCGGUAUACUCCAUCAACUAAACUCUCCAGACGUCUCCGUAAACUCGCCAAGAAUCGACACAAUCAAGUUCCCACUAGCUUCAUACGAAGAAAUGCCUUUCACUCCCGUUGUGCGCAACAAGAAGACCAAAGGAUCUUCCAAAGGAUCAUACAGCCCGCCUCCAGAGCCGCCACUAGACUGCUCAAUCACAAAAGACAAGUUCACUCUUGAACCAGAACGUUUGUCUGAUCAGAACGCGACUGCUGGAGGAGCGUCAAGCAGGGCUUCCUCGGGUGCAUCAAGGAGUAGACAGAGGUUUGAUCCCAGCUCGUAUCAGCAACGCGCUGAGGCGCUUGAGGGGUUGCUUGAGUUCAGCGCGAGGUUGCUUUUGGAUGAGAGGUAUGAUGAGCUGAAUGUGUUGCUGAAACCGUUUGGUCCGGGGAAAGUGUCGCCUAGAGAGACGGCGAUAUGGUUGUCUAAGAGUUACAAGGAAACUAGUUCUAGUAAGCAGGAAGGUUAAUGAAGAUGGGUUCAAAGGCCUUUUUUGAAACUUGUUGAGGUUCCACGAUUUGAUAGAAGUUGUUUGACAGUUAGGCUGUGUUUCUUUGAAGCUAACCCAUGUAUCUGAUGAAACAAUGAUAUUCAAGAAAGACUGAUAGAUUGUAAUCGUUAUUCCACUUAGACCUUUUGAACCACAUAGUUCAAGUAAGAAGUAUAAAUUGCAUUUUAAGUA
Messenger RNA from Brassica napus (rape), 2184 nucleotides. RefSeq names its product serine/threonine-protein kinase Nek3-like. The transcript has 14 exons. Gene Ontology annotation, biological process: protein phosphorylation. Gene Ontology annotation, molecular function: ATP binding; protein kinase activity. Lineage: Eukaryota; Viridiplantae; Streptophyta; Magnoliopsida; Brassicales; Brassicaceae. Bases 280 to 1971 code for a protein of 563 amino acids. The record is from RefSeq and is a predicted model, not a curated record.